This is a messenger RNA of Colletotrichum abscissum, 846 nucleotides long. RefSeq names its product GTP-binding nuclear protein GSP1/Ran. The record is from RefSeq and is a predicted model, not a curated record. Gene Ontology annotation, molecular function: GTP binding; GTPase activity. The annotation marks the transcript as partial. Lineage: Eukaryota; Fungi; Ascomycota; Sordariomycetes; Glomerellales; Glomerellaceae. The transcript has 5 exons. Gene Ontology annotation, biological process: protein import into nucleus; ribosomal subunit export from nucleus. Gene Ontology annotation, cellular component: nucleus; cytoplasm.
CACUACCCAUCCCUCUCUCCGGUACGAAUUCAUCUACUCCGCGCCCUUGCCGACGCUGGUUUGCGCCUUCACGUCGACGAAUCUCUCCAUUUGUUUGCCUUCUUUCGCUUUGCGCCAGCUGCUAACCUCGCGAUCAGCCCCGCUUGUUUACAAUUAACUCGCACCGAUCCGAUUCCUUCACCGAUAGCAAACAUGGCCGAAACUCAGCAGACUCCUACCUUCAAGCUCGUUCUUGUCGGUGAUGGCGGUACCGGAAAGACCACUUUCGUCAAGCGUCACUUGACUGGUGAGUUCGAGAAGAAGUACAUGGCCACUCUUGGUGUCGAAGUCCACCCUCUGGGUUUCAGCACGAACUUUGGUCAGAUUCAGUUCGAUGUUUGGGAUACCGCCGGCCAGGAGAAGUUCGGUGGUCUCCGUGAUGGUUACUACAUCAACGGCCAGUGCGGUAUCAUCAUGUUCGAUGUCACUUCCCGUAUCACAUACAAGAACGUCCCCAACUGGCACCGCGAUCUCGUUCGUGUUUGCGAGAACAUCCCCAUCGUUCUCUGCGGUAACAAGGUCGACGUGAAGGAGCGCAAGGUCAAGGCCAAGACCAUUACCUUCCACCGCAAGAAGAACCUUCAGUACUACGAUAUCUCUGCCAAGUCCAACUACAACUUCGAGAAGCCUUUCCUCUGGCUUGCACGUAAGCUUGUCGGCAACCCCGCUUUGGAAUUCGUUGCUGCACCGGCUCUCGCCCCCCCCACCGCUCAGGUCGACGCCCAGCUCCUCGAGCAGUACCGCAAGGAGAUGGACGAGGCCGCCAACAUGCCUCUGCCCGGUGAGCUUUCGGACGAAGACUUGUAA